Messenger RNA from Benincasa hispida (wax gourd), 3866 nucleotides. The record is from RefSeq and is a predicted model, not a curated record. NCBI's taxonomy places the organism in Eukaryota, Viridiplantae, Streptophyta, Magnoliopsida, Cucurbitales, Cucurbitaceae.
CACCAAAUUUUGUGUAUUUUCUUUAUAUUUUUUCAAUAUUGUUCUCUCUCUAUUGUUGUUUUGCCAAUCUCUAUGGGUGUUCCUUUACAAUUACCAAACCUUUACCAUCACUACUUCCACUCCCAACACCCAAUACGAAUCAAAGCCCACACGCUUUUACAUUCAUUCAUUUCGUCAUCGUCAUCGCCUCUCCUCAUCUUCCUCACUUUCCCCAUCUCUCCGACGGAUUACCGGCCGUUGAUCUCUGUUGACUCUACUCGGUACCCUUCAAUUUCUUCUCUUCUUUCUGAAUUUCCCCUUAAUUGUGCUUUCUUUCUGAUUUCUUGCCUUUUGGGUGUCAAAAAGUUCAGUGUUUCCUAGCUGGGUUCCUGUGUUUUGGGCCCUUCAAGCUCUUGAACUCCUUCGUUUUUCAUGAUUUGGUGCGAAUUCUUGUUAUGGGUUUGUGGGUUGCUCUUAAUUGGAAUUGUGGAUGCGUCGGUUUCUUGUUUCUGGACUUCUGGGGUUGGAGUGAAGCUGAUUAGAACUCGUUAGGAAUUUACUUGUUUUGGUUGAGGGGUUUUUCAGCUUUGAUCUGUUGCUGGGAUUUGGUUACCGUUUUGUGCUUAAUUGUUUUCGUCUUCAGAGGGAGUUGAGUUGAAUAAUUGGAUCUUCUCAGUCUCCUCUACUUUUUGAGAAAUGGAGGCUGGAUAUGGAGGUGAAGCUUGUCAAUUAUACGGUAUGGGUACUAUGGACUUGAGGGCUGCUGUUGGGAAGCGGAAUCUGGAAUGGGAUUUGAAUGAUUGGAAAUGGGAUGGAGAUCUCUUUAUUGCCAGGCCUUUAAAUACGGUGGAAUCUGAUCAUUUGAGCAGGCAGCUUUUUCCAAUCGUCUCUGGGAUUCCCCUAACGAAUGGGGGUUCGUCGAAUAGUUCCUCGUCGUGCUCUGAUGAAGCUAAUAUGGGGAUUGAGAAAGGGAAAAGGGAAGUGGAGAAGAGAAGGAGGGUUACUGUAAUAGAAGAUGAGAAUCUUAAUGAUGAAGCGCGUACUUUGAGUUUGAAGGUUGGUGGAAAUGGUUCCCAGAUUGUUGAGAGAGAAGCAGGGAGUUGGGAAGGAACAAGUGGGAAGAAGACUAAAUUGGCUGGGGGAAAUUCAAAUCGUGCAGUUUGCCAGGUCGAGGACUGCGGAGCAGAUCUGAGUAACGCAAAAGAUUAUCACAGACGACAUAAAGUCUGUGAAAUGCAUUCUAAGGCGAGUAAUGCACUUGUUGCAAAUGUUAUGCAGCGAUUCUGUCAACAAUGUAGCAGGUUCCAUGUUCUUCAAGAGUUUGAUGAAGGGAAACGAAGUUGUCGCAGGCGUUUGGCUGGCCAUAAUAAGCGUAGAAGAAAAAUUAAUCCAGAUAAUGUUGUUAAUGGAAACUCCCCACCUGAUGAGCAGACUAGUAGCUAUUUACUGUUAACUCUAUUGCGAAUACUUGCAAACUUACACUCCAAUGCAUCAAAUCAGACCACAGAUCAGGAUCUUCUUUCUCAUCUUAUACGAAGUCUUGCCUGCCAAUCUAGUGAGCAUGGGGGAAAAAACCUAUCUGGGAUUCUGCAUGAACCCCAGAAUUUGCUGAACAACGGGGCAUUAAUUGGUAAAUCAGAUCUAGUUUCUACUUUUCUCUCAAAUGGUCCUCAGGUGCCUUUGAGAUCUUCUAAACAACAUGACACGAUACCUAUAUCUGAGACACCAGUACAAGCCAUUAGUAGGGGUGGUGAUACACCAGCUAUAUCUUCUGUUAAACCAAGCACUUCGAACAGCCCUCCUGCUUAUUCAGAAAUCAGGGACAGUACAGCUGGACAGUGCAAGAUGAUGAACUUCGAUCUGAAUGAUGCUUAUGUUGACUCAGAUGAUGGCAUGGAAGAUAUUGAGAGACAAACACUCCCAGUGCACAUGGGAACAAGUUCUCUUGAAUGCCCUUCUUGGGUGCAACAGGACUCUCAUCAGUCAAGUCCCCCUCAAACCAGUGGAAAUUCAGAUUCAGCAUCUGCCCAGUCACCUUCUAGCUCUGCUGGAGAAGCCCAGAGCCGCACAGACCGCAUCAUUUUGAAAUUGUUUGGGAAAGCACCAAAUGAUUUUCCUCAUGUUUUGCGAACUCAGGUUCUCGAUUGGUUAUCACAUAGUCCCACGGAAAUAGAGAGCUAUAUCAGGCCUGGUUGUGUUGUUCUAACAAUAUACCUACGGCAGACUGAAGCUGCUUGGGACAAUCUUUGCCAUGACCUCAGUACCAGUUUUAAUAGGCUUCUUGAUGUUUCCAAUGAUGCUUUCUGGAGAACUGGAUGGGUUUAUGUGCGGGUUCAGCACCAAAUAGCUUUUGUUUAUCAUGGUCAGGUUGUAGUUGACACCUCCUUGCCUCUUAGAAACAAGAAUUACUGUAGAAUCACAAGUGUAAACCCAGUUGCCAUUUCUACGUCUAAGAAGGCUAUGUUUUCAGUUAAAGGAAUAAACUUGACCCAACCUACAACUAGGUUACUCUGUGCAAUUGAAGGGAAAUAUCUAACUCAGGAAGCUUCUGAUGAGUCAACAGAAAGUGGUGAUAACUUGAAGGCGCAAGAUGACAGCCAAUGUGUUACCUUUUCCUGCUCUAUUCCUGUCGUCUAUGGAAGGGGAUUCAUUGAGGUUGAAGAUGAUGGUUUUAGCAGCAGUUCCUUUCCUUUUAUAGUUGCAGAGGAGGAUGUUUGUUCUGAGAUCUGCACACUUCAGAGUGCAUUGGAAUUAACUGAAACAUGUUCAAAUUCCGGGGAAACUGCAGAGCUGGAAGGAAGGAGUAACGCGAUGGAAUUUAUUCAUGAAAUUGGUUGGCUGUUUCAUAGAAAUCAAUUGAAGUCUAGAUUAGGUCACUUGGAUCCUAAUGAAAGUCUCUUUUCACUGCCACGGUUCAAGUGGCUCAUGGAGUUCUCCAUGGACCAUGAUUGGUGUGCUGUGGUUAAAAAGCUGUUAGACGUUCUUCGAGAUGGGACCGUGGAUACUGGAGGUCAUCCAUCCUUGAAUCUAGCAUUGAUGGAGAUGGGUUUACUUCACCGAGCCGUGAGAAAAAACAGUAGAUCACUGGUAGAGCUCCUUUUGAGAUAUCCUUCAAAAGUGAAGGAUGCAUCAAGUUCUGAAGAGAGUGCAUCCGCUGAUGGAGGGACCGAUAGCUUCCUGUUUAGACCUAAUGUUGUAGGCCCGGCUGGUUUGACACCUCUUCACAUUGCAGCUGGUAAAGAUGAUUCCGAGGAUGUUCUUGAUGCAUUAACCAAUGACCCGGGAAUGGUGGGAGUUGAGGCUUGGAAGAGUGCUCGAGACAGCACGGGCUCAACGCCAGAGGAUUAUGCCCGCUUACGUGGCCAUUACUCGUAUAUUCGCCUUGUCCAGAGGAAAAUCAACAAGAGAUCUGCAGCUGGGCAUGUAGUGCUGGAUAUUCCUAGUUCUCUCUCAGAUGGUAGCUGGAAUCAAAAGCAAAACACUGAUUUGACCACCUCCGGGUUUGAGAUUGGCAGGACGGAACUAAAACCUAGUCAUCAGCAUUGCAGGCUUUGUGUCAGGAAACCGCUGGGUUGUGGAACAUCGUCUAGCGCGUCACUGGUCUACAGGCCUGCAAUGCUUUCAAUGGUGGCCAUUGCUGCUGUUUGUGUCUGCGUGGCACUCCUAUUUAAAAGCUCGCCUGAGGUUCUUUAUGUCUUCCGGCCCUUCCGAUGGGAACUACUAGAUUACGGUACUAGUUAGACCCAUCUAUAAAUUAUCUACCUGACUAAAUUAUAGGUAAUGUAUUUGUAUGGAGUUAUGAAGUUGAAAUUCAGUAGAACUUGUAAUGAGUUCCAGAUUGAUAUACUCUAUUCACGUGUUAUCGAAAUUCGCUAUACUCGGCCAUC